This is a messenger RNA of Dermatophagoides pteronyssinus (European house dust mite), 7283 nucleotides long. It is a transcript of the gene shtd, whose product is annotated as anaphase promoting complex subunit 1. The record is from RefSeq and is a predicted model, not a curated record. Gene Ontology annotation, molecular function: molecular adaptor activity. Gene Ontology annotation, biological process: protein K11-linked ubiquitination; anaphase-promoting complex-dependent catabolic process; metaphase/anaphase transition of mitotic cell cycle. Lineage: Eukaryota; Metazoa; Arthropoda; Arachnida; Sarcoptiformes; Pyroglyphidae. Gene Ontology annotation, cellular component: anaphase-promoting complex.
UUUGGUUUUUUCAAGAAUUUUUUUCAUUUUGAAUCCAAGUUUUGUUUUGUUUCAAAUUCAUUCAAAAUGGUCAUAUCGUUGGAUAAUGAAAUUUCACCAUAUGAACCAUUUGGUCGUUCAAUUAUAGAAUCGAUACCGAAUCCAAAUUUAACAUUACGUCCAACAGAAUCUUCAUCUGAACAACUAUCAGAUGAAAAUUUUUCCUUUAACAAUGAUUUUAUUACAUCCGAAUUAGAUCAAUGUAGAGAUUUAUUUCGGUCGAUCAAUGAAAUCAAUAAUAAUAAUGAUAAAGAUAAUGGUUCAGCUAAAUUGGCUAAAAAUAAAUUUCAAACGAAUGAUUUUUGGCGUCUACGAAAAACGGUUAGAGGUGAAGAAGAAAUUUAUGUCAAUUCAAAUUCAUUAAUUCUUAGCCAUCGACCAUCGAAUAUUGAUGGUGAAUCAUUUUUGGAUAAAUCAUUAACAUUACAGCAUUAUAUUAUCGAUGCUAUUUGGUGUGAUUUUACCAUCACUGAUGAUACUAAUCAAGCCAUAUCAUCAUCAACAGAUAAUGAUAGUCAUUCGAAUGUUAAAAAAGCAAUGAAAAUCUUGAAAACAUUAUGCAUUUUAGAUGAUCAUUAUUGUUUACAUAUUCUAUCGGAUAAUGGUGAUUAUUAUCAAAAAAAUUUACCAUUUCGUAUUGGAAAAAUGUUGGCAACAAUCGAACAUGGAUUAUUAUUCGAACGAAUAAUUGGUUCGGAAUCGAAAGAAAUAUUACAUUAUCCAGCUAUUUAUUCAUUAUCAAAUCCAUUGAAUGAUUUAUCACCAGUUUUGAUGAUAAUGUCUACUAAAUUAUCAUCAUCAUCAACAACAUCGACAUCAAAUCAACAAUUAAAAUUGGUUAAUAUAAUUGCUGAAAAAAAUUUAGCCAUUUUUUAUUGUUAUCAAAAUAAUUGUCAUGUAAUUUAUCAAUUACGUUCAUUGAAAAAUACGGAUAUUCAGCAAUUAUUUCUGUAUCAUCAUCAUCACCAACAACAGCAGCAGCAACAACAACAACAACAUUCGAAUAUUUUAAAUAAUCGAAAAUCAAUGGAUAUAAUGGAAACACCGGAAAAUCAAACUAAACGACCACAACAACAACAUCAACAAUUUACAAUUACAUCAUCAAUAAGUCGAUCAUUAAGUAAUAAUCUUAUACAGCAAAUUGUACAACAAAAAAGUGCAGCAUCAAAUGAACUUUUACAUCAACAUCAUCGAAGUUCAUUAUCACCACAUCAUCAUCAUCAUUCAACAACACAAUAUCAUUCACCAUUAAGACAUUCUGUAUCAUCUCAAAUGCGUCAACAACAUCAUCAUCAUUAUCAUCAUAAUCGUUUGGAUGAUAUACCACCACGUACACCAUCACCAUGUUUAUUAAUGUCAAAUUUGAUUGCAAGUCGUAUGGAUUCACCAUUAUCACCAAAUCCAUUAAAUCAUACUGCUAAUCAUCGUUUAACUGAUCUUGAUAUUGAAAUGUAUUUAGAUACAAGUCGUAAUACAACAAUGUUAAUUGAUUCACCAAAUUUAAAUAGAAUUUUUUCAACAAAUUCUUCAAUUAAUUUAACAAAUUUAUCAUUUACACAAUCAUCACCAUUAUCAUUAUCGAUACGUAGUGGUAAUACACCAUUAAUCGGUGAUAAUAAUGAUAAUCGAUCAAUCGAUUUACAAACAUUAUCCAAUCAAUCGAUUAAUCAAUCAUUUUUUCCCAAUGAAUCAACAUUUGAUUUGGCAAUGGAAUUUGUUUGGUCAGAAACAUCGAUACAUGGUCAUGGUCAUCAACCAACAUCAUCAAUGAAUCAAUCGAUGGCAACAAAAGUUUUCAUAACAUGGGAUUUUCUUGGUCAAAAUUAUCUUGGUUUAGUUAUUUCAAAUAACAAUAAUCGUUCAAAUGUUGAUCUAAUGUUAUCACCUGCAAUUGAUUCUAAAACAACAACAACAGCAAAUAAUUUAUCAACAUUAAAACUAAUACGAUUUGAUCAGGCAUCAACCACCACGAAUGUUAAUGAAGAUCUUAAUAAUAAUGAUGAUUUACAAAUGAAAUUUAAAUAUAUUUUUACAACCUGUAAAUCAUUUCAGGUUAAAGAUGCACAACCAUUAUCAUCAUUAAAUAUGAUUUUAAUUAUUGAUGAAACAAAUACCCUUAUAUUAUAUAGUGGUUUAUUUAAAGUAGCUAUUAUUCAUUUACAACAACCAACAAUGUCAUAUUUAAUGUUACAAUCGAAUCCAAUUCAUGGUUGUUUAUCAUCUGGAUUAUCAACAUCAGCUGGUUAUUCAAUGUCAACAACACCGGCAAAAUUAUCAACACAAUCAACAACAAAUUCAGCAAAAUUAUUUUCAAGAAAUUCAUUAAAAUUUCAAACACCAAUUGUUGCAAGUCCAUUACAAAUAAUGAUGAAUAAUCGUAAUGAUAAUAAUAAUUUUACACCUGAAUUAAGUGAAUUAUUGGAAUUUUCAUCUAGUGGAUCACCAAAUUUGAUUACUGGUAAUCAUCAUCAUCAUCGUCUUAUGCAUUCUUCACCAUUGGAUAAUAAUCAACAGCAACAGAAAAUUUUAUCCGAAUUUGGUUCUAUUCAACCACAAUGUCCUCCUGGUCAAUUUGGUGAAAUUAUUGGUCUUUGUGAUUCGAUUGAUAAUCGUGUUACAAUUGUACAACGAUCACCAACCAAUGAUGAUGAUUGUCAAUUAUAUCGUUUAUCAUUUCCAUUAAUGGCAUCAACAUUUUUAGUUGAUAAAUGUUUAGCCGCAUUACGACAAACAUUACCAAAAGAUCAAUUUAUACAUUUGUUAGCUACAUGGUAUACAUAUCGUAAUUCAACAAAUAAUGAUGAAGAUAUACCUGAAUAUAUACUAUUUAAAUUAUGUUUAUUAUCAUCAAUCGGUUUUGAUAAAGAAUAUUUUAAACAUUAUUAUCUUGGUAAAAGGGAAAUUAUUUGUUCAUCAUCGAAUUCAAAUCUUAAAUUUAAUUUGAAUACAUUUGAUAAUAUGGAACAAGAUGAUAAUAAUAUCGAUGUUAAUAUUGAUAAACAUGGAAUGGAAAGUAGUAAAAAAAUUCGUAUCGAUAAUGAUUUAGAUAAUAAUGGUAAUGAUGAUGAUUUUUAUCAAUUAAUGGCAGAAAUUAAUAAUGAUGAUUGGACAUCAACAACGAAUCAAUCGAUUCGUAUGGAUCAUAAACAAUCAUCAUCAUCAUCAUCAUUAAAAUCACAAAAUUUUAAUUGUCCUGGUUUUCUUUAUCCAUAUACACCACAUAUAUUAUAUUCAUUACAUUUGGUUUAUGAAGAUCUGAAAUUAGUUGAAAUGAAUUGGCCAUUAUGUAGAUCAUUAGUUGAUAUUUUAUAUCUACUAGCUACAAAUCUUAAUCUUUCCAAAUAUCUUGAUCAUUAUUAUCGUGAUUUUUAUCAAAUUUGUCAAAAAAUAUCAACCGAAUUUAAUCAACAAUUUCAUCAAUAUAAAGAUCGUUUAAUUUAUCCAUCAUAUUUUUGUCAACAACGACCACCAUCAAUUUAUAAUACAUUGUAUACAUUGUUGAAUGAUUUUCAUAACGAUGAUGGUGCUGCUUCUCAAACAUCAUCAUCAUCAACAACAGUAUUGUUUCCAUAUCUUGGAUCGGCAACAAAAUCUACAUCGAAAUCAUCAAAUGAAAAUGCAAAUGUUGUUACACCAAAUCUAUUCAAUAUGAUAUUAUUAUAUUCAAAUUUGAAUCAAAAACAAUUAAUACAUCCACAUCAAGUUUUACAACAUAUUGGUCAUAAUAGUUUUAAUUUUGAUUCAAAUCCAUCAGCAUUUAUGAAUAUAAAAAAAUUUGAACAAAUUAUUGAUAUUUAUGAUUGUAAUGAUGAUGAUCAAAAUAUGAUAAGAAGAAAAAAUUCAUCAAUGGAAAAAAUUUUAUUAUUAAUGUCAGCAUUAAAUAUACGUAGAGAAUAUAUAAAACGUUUACCAUUUGGAUUAGCACUGCCAUUAUGGAAUAUAAUCUAUUAUUUUCGUGAUAAUCCAAGAAAAGAUUGGUGUACAUCAUUAUAUUCAUUAGUUGAUCGACCAGAUCUUUUAGCAUUAGAACAACAACAACCAUAUUGUUUUGUACAAUUAUCAUCAUCAUCAUCAGCGAAACAAAUGUCAACAAAUGAAUCAAUACAAGAAGAACUUGAAUAUUUUGAUAUGUCAAUCAUUAGAUUAUUAUUUCCAAAUGAUCAACGAUUAUUUGAAGCAUUUCGUAUGUUAUUAUCAUCAAAACCAAUGAUUAUUGAUAUUAAACAAGAACCAGGUGUACCGGAUAAUGAAUUUGUUGAAGAACAAGAAAAACAUUUAUUAGCAUUAUCAUUUCGUACAAUGGCAUUACCACUUGGACGUGGUAUGGUUACAUUACGUUCAUAUAGUCCAACUGUUAUUGAACGUUUUCCAAUACCACCAUUAAUAUUACAUGGAAAAGUUCCACCAAGACAUUUAAUACAUUUAAGUCAUAUUGAUGUACCACCAAAUAUGAAUGUAUGGCCAUUAUUUCAUAAUGGUGUAUCGGCUGGUUUAAGAAUUUCAUCCGCACCAAAUCGUAUGGUUGAUUCAUCAUGGAUUUUAUAUAAUAAACCAUCAAAUAAUCAAUCGGCUGAUGAUCAUUAUGAACAUGCUGGAUUUUUACUUGCACUUGGUUUGAAUGGUCUUUUAGAUAAUCUUUCUAUAAUGCAUUUACAUGAUUAUCUUUCAAAAGGAAAUGAUUUAACUAAAGUUGCAAUAUUAUUAGGAUUAUCUGCAUCACGUCGUGGUACAAUGGAUUCAACUGUUUUUGCUUUACUUGGAAUUCAUUUAGAAGGUUUAUUACCAUCAACAAGUACUGAAUUAGAUGUUUCACCAAUUGUUCGUGUUGCUGCCGUUUUAGGUACUGGACUUUUAUUUCAAGCAACUGGAAAUCGUUAUAUAGCUGAAGUAAUGCUUACAGAAAUCGGUAGACCACCUGGUCCAGAAAUGGAACAUUAUAUUGAUCGUGAAUCAUAUGCAUUAUCAGCUGGUUUAGCAUUUGGUUUAGUAACACUUGGUCGUGGUAAUCAUUUAAUGAAUGUAACAACAUCCGAUGGAAUAUCAAUACCUGAUCAACUGAAUCAUUAUAUGUUAGGUGUACAUAAAAAAAUGUCUGCAUUACAAAAAGAAAAAACUAAAACACCAAGUUAUCAUAUACGUGAAGGUGAUUGUAUUAAUGCCGAUGUAACAAGUCCUGGUGCAACAUUAGCAUUAGGUAUGAUGUUUUUUGAUACAGGAAAUGCAGCUAUUGUACAAUGGUUAGAAGUACCUGCUACACAAAAUCUACUUGAAAUGGUACGACCAGAUUUUCUUCUUUUACGUGUUUUAGCAAAAAAUCUAAUAAUGUGGUCAUCAAUACGACCAACAGCCGAAUGGAUUGAUUCACAUAUACCGGAUAUUAUUUAUGAUAGUGCAUUUCAACGUAAUACAAAUGUUGAAAAAGGUCUGGAAAAUGAAAUGAUGUUUAUCGAUAAUUUAGAUUAUGAAACAAUGACACAAUCAUAUUGUAAUAUUAUUGCUGGUGCUUGUUUUGCAUUAUCACUUCGUUUUGCUGGUACAGCCAAUGAUCAAGCAUUUCAAGUUGUUUAUAAAUAUACAUGUAAAAUGGUUACAUUAAGUCAAAAAGGUACAAAUACACAGAUUGAACAAGCUGGCCGUUCAACAAUUGAAUCAUGUGUAAAUGUAUUGAUUGUUUCAUGUUCAAUAAUUAUGGCCGGAACUGGUAAUGUUGAUAUAAUGCGUAUUUGUCGUUUUUUACGUUGUCGUAUAAAUCAAACACAUGUUUUAUAUGGAUCAUUUAUGGCUAUUCAUAUGUCAUUAGGUUUAUUGUUUUUAGGUGGUUGUCGAAUGACAUUAAAUUCAUCACCUGAAUCUGUUGCUGCAUUAAUUUGUGCAUUUUUUCCCAAAUAUCCAAUACAUACUAAUGAUAAUCGUUAUCAUUUACAAGCAUUUCGUCAUCUAUAUGCAUUAGCAAGUCAACCAAGAUUAUUAAUACCAACUUGUAUUGAUACUGGUGUUUCACUUUAUGCACGAAUACGUUAUACUUUUCGUAAUGAUAAUAAAAAUAAUGAUAAAUCAUUAGUGACUGUAGUGGAAAAAAUGGCACCAUGUUUAUUACCGGAUCUUAAUCGAUUAGAAACAGUUGAAUUAAUUGAUCAAAAUUAUUGGCCAAUUGAAUUUGAAAAUGGAAAAAAUUUUAUUAAAUUACAACAUUGUCUUACAUCGAAUAGUGGCCAUCUUUAUAUAAAACGAAGAAUUAAAGGAUUUAGUUAUAAUAAAGAUUUUAUCUAUAAUAAUAAUAAUGAUAAAAAUGUUGUUAUUAAUGGUAGCCGAUUAUCAUCAUUAUCAAAUGGACAACGAUUUAAUCAAAAACAAAGUUUUACAUUGUUUGAUUUUACCAAUGAAACAAUAUUGAAAACAUUUUCAAAAAUUUUCAAUCGUACUGGUCAUCUUACUGAUUGUGAAUUACGUAUGAAAAAUAAGAUUAAUUCAAUUUUAUAUGAUUGUGCUGAAGAUGAACGUUUGGAUUUGUUUGUACCAUCUAUUCAAUUGGUUGCUUCUUGUAUGGCUAUUGUUAAUCGUUGUCAACAACAACAACAACAAUCACCAUUGAUAUCAAGCAUGAUGACAGCCAAUAAUGAUGGUUCGAUUGGUUCGAAAACAAUCAUCGAAUAUAAAGCAAAUAAAUCAUUAAUAUUAUGGCAAAUACGAAUGGCAUCAAAUUAUCUUAAUCAUCAUUGUUCAAUGAAAUCAAUGAUGUCAAUAUUUCGUAUGAUUGAAACAAUUCAUUUUCAAUUAGAAGAUCAUAUACGAACAAAUGUUGAACGAAAAAAAUUAUUCGAUUAUAUUCGUGGACAAUCAUCAAUUCAACAGAUUUGUAACAAUAAUAAUAAUAAUGACAGUGAUAAUGAAUCAUUAAUUGAAUCGAUUGUCUAUUUUAACAUUAUACCGAUCAUCAAUGAUGGUAACCAUAUGAUGAAUAAUACAUUCAAUAUGAUUAAAUGGCUAAAACGUUCCAAUCAAUCGGCAUUAUUUUUAUGUGAUAUAUUGAAAAAUUGUUCAUUAUAAUUGAAAAAUUUGUGAUUUAUUUGUCAAAACUCAAAUUUAAAUAUUUAAAAAAAAAUUAAAACUGAAUUGCUAUACUUUUUUUUUCUUUUAGUUUUAAAACAUACAAAGAAUGUGAGCGUAAAAAUAAAACAAAGGGGACAAGAAAAACAAUUGGGGAUGUUUGUGUGGAAAUGAGAAUAAAAAUCAGUUAUAGAGUA